CCUGCCAAAUAGUUUUGCUUGUUAAAGAUCUCACUUUGCAGGGACACAAACCUCUGACGUCAUCAACCAGCGACGCCAUCUUUGAGGGACAAUUUUUUUUGUAUUUACAACAUGGCGUCGGUGGAUUUCAGAGACAACCUGCUGGGCAUCUCCUGGGUGGACAGUAGUCUGGUGCCUAAUCUAAACCCUUCAAGUGUACUGGAGUAUUUCUCUGAGAGAAGUAACCCCUUUUACGACAGAACUUGUAAUAACGAAAUGGUGAAGAUGCAGAGGCUCUCUCUGGAACACCUCAAUCAGAUGGUGGGAGUGGAGUACAUUCUUCUCCAUGCACAAGAGCCAAUUCUUUACAUUGUCCGCAAACAACAGAGACAGUCACCCACACAAGUGAUUCCCUUGGCUGACUACUACAUCAUAAUAGGAGUGGUCUAUCAGGCACCAGAUCUUGGCACUGUCAUCAGCUCCAGAGCGCUCUCUGCUGUUCAUGGAAUCCAGUCAGCGUUUGACGAAGCCAUGUCCUACUGUCGCUACCACCCCUCCAAAGGAUACUGGUGGCACUUCAAGGACCAGGAGGAGAGAGAAAAAGCCAAGCCUAAGUCUAAAAAGAAAGAGGAGCCUGGUUCGCUGUUUCAAAGACACCGUGUGGACACACUCCUGUUGGACCUCAGGGCCAAAUUUCCACCGACUUUCUAUCAGCCUAAGCCGGGAGAGAAGCCCAUUCCAGUGGAAGUGAAGAAAGAGCCUGAACCACUCACAGAAACCGUCAAACAAGAGGAACGGGAGCAGGCCACAAAAUCUGCGGCCCCCGCACCUGCGAGCAAACCCCCUCCUGAGAAACGAGCCAGGCUGCAAUGACGGCCCUUGGGAGCUCUUCUACUCUGCCCCUCCGCUGUGUUUACAGGGUGAUGAACCGUGUCAGUGUCCGGACGACUUGCACGCUGCAAAAUGAAAUCAUGAUGACGUGGUCCCAGAUGGAAUGUCAGCAAGCAUUGGACAGUGAGCUAAGUGACGUCACUCGCCAUUUCUGGUUCAAGGAUGACUUUCAUCCCCGCUCUGCUCUCAGGAAGAUGUCAUGCUUCUCUCGUCAUUCCAGUUUUCAGUGUUUUGUGUUGUAAAUAUAUCAGCUAUUGUCUGCUAGUGUGCGUUUAGUAUGUUUCAAAAUUAGUUAGAAUCAGAUGGAAAUGUUUCUGUUGUGAUUAUUCCUAAUUCUAAAUGGGUUUUGUGGGUCAUGUUCAAAUAACAUGGAUCGGUUGUUACUAGGGAUGUCCGAUAUUAUCGGACUGACGAUAUUAUCGGCCGAUAAAUGCCUUAAAAUGUAAUAUUGGAAAUUAUCGGUUUCAAAAAGUAAAAUGUAUGACUUUUUAAAACGCCGCUGUGUACACGGACGUAAGGAGAAAUACAGAGCGCCAAUAAACCUUAAAGGCACUACCUUUGCAUGCCGGCCCAGUCACAUAAUAUCUACGGCUUUUCACACACACAAGUGAAUGCAAGUCAUAUUUGGUCAACAGCCAUACAGGUCACACUGAGGGUGGCCGUAUAAACAACUUUAAUAUGCGCCACACUGUGAACCCACACCAAACAAGAAUGACAAACACAUUUCGGGAGAACAUCCGCACCGUAACACAACAUAAACACAACAGAACAAAUACCCAGAACCCCUUGCAGCACUAACUCUUCCGGGACGCUACAAUAUACGCUACCCCCUACCUCCACCUCCUCAUGCUCUCUCAGGGAGAGCAUGUCCCAAAUUCCAAGCUGCUGUCUUGAGGCAUGUUAAAAAAAAUAAUGCACUUUGUGACUUCAAUAAUAAAUAUGGCAGUGCCAUGUUGGCAUUUUUUUUUCCAUAA
Messenger RNA from Entelurus aequoreus (snake pipefish), 1844 nucleotides. It is a transcript of the gene med6, whose product is annotated as mediator complex subunit 6. Gene Ontology annotation, cellular component: core mediator complex; mediator complex. The transcript has 8 exons. Gene Ontology annotation, biological process: regulation of transcription by RNA polymerase II. The coding region runs from base 112 to 852 and encodes 246 amino acids. Lineage: Eukaryota; Metazoa; Chordata; Actinopteri; Syngnathiformes; Syngnathidae. Gene Ontology annotation, molecular function: transcription coactivator activity. The record is from RefSeq and is a predicted model, not a curated record.